Messenger RNA from Marmota flaviventris (yellow-bellied marmot), 195 nucleotides. Its product is annotated as keratin-associated protein 20-2-like. NCBI's taxonomy places the organism in Eukaryota, Metazoa, Chordata, Mammalia, Rodentia, Sciuridae. The record is from RefSeq and is a predicted model, not a curated record.
AUGAGCUGCUACUAUGGCAACUACUAUGGUGGGCUGGGCUAUGGCUAUGGUGGCCUAGGCUGUGGCUAUGGCUGUGGCUAUGGCUGCUAUGGCUAUGGUGGCCUAGGCUGUGGCUAUGGUGGCUAUGGUGGCUAUAGUUAUGGAUGCUGCCGUCCACUCUGCUACAGAAGAUACUAUUCCUAUGGCUUCUACUGA